UUCUCCAAUUUUAGCCGGAAAGCCCCCACGAAUUAUGUACUGAAAAAUAAAUUAACAAAAACCCCCCCGGAGAACAAAACUCUUCUCCUCCAAGCCCUCAUAUCGCCGGAAUCUCGAGUUCCGGCGGCGAAAUCCCACCCUAAAGCUACCUCUCCCCGGCGUCCCCUCGACUUGACCGCGCACUGAGGCGGUCUCCGGCAGGCUCUCCCCGGUGGUGGUAGUGACGUUUCUUCUCGUUGCUGUUUACGUCAACCGUGACUUCCGGAAACCCCAAGCUGGAUGAUGGGGUUCUCCCUCUUCCCGAUGAAGACGUCGACGCGCCUCCUCUGGAGCACCAGCUUCUUCCGCCAUAAGACCAUCUCCAUCCUUGCCUUCUUCUUCUUCCUCUUCUUCUUCUUCUAAUCCGAUCUAUAGAUCCCCUUCCAUCGAUCCCGACCGAUCGAGAUCCCAGGGAGAGGAGUACAUACAUACAUACACCUAGAAGCGAGUACAUAGAGAGAGACGUACCUGCGAACCCAGAUCAGACCGUCGAUCGACUCCGAUCUAAGACCAGGGGAUGGAUUCUGGCCGUCUGAUCUUUGACUCGGCUUCCUCUUCGUCCUCCCGCGGCCCCCUGCUCCUCUGGGGCGGCGGAAAUCCCGUCCUUGGAGCGGUGAGUCCGGUGGUGGUUGGGGUGGCCGAGAAGGGCGGCGCAAGCAAGCGGCGGCCGUUCUUCACGUCGCCGGAUGAGGUUUAUGAGGAGUACUACGAGGAGCAGCUGCCGGAGAAGAAGCGCCGUCUCACCUCCGAACAGGUCCACUUGCUAGAAAGGAGCUUCAAGGAGGAGAACAAGUUGGAGCCAGAGAGGAAGAGCGAGCUGGCUCAGAUGCUAGGGUUGCAACCCAGGCAGGUGGCGGUCUGGUUCCAGAACCGGCGUGCCCGAUGGAAGAACAAGCAGCUGGAGCGCGACUUCGAUCAGCUCAAAUCCUCCUACGAUGCGCUCCUCUUCGACCACGAUGCCCUCCUCAAGGACAACCACCGCUUGCGAUCGCAGCUGAGCACACUGGCUGAAAAGCUAGAAGAAGCAAACGAGCAAGGAGCAUCAGGCGUCACCGUGCUGACGGUGGACGAUCAGGCGGCGUCAACCGCGGAUCUGACGGUCCUGAACAUCCAGCAGAAGAAGGUGGAGGACAUGCUGAGCCCCGGGAGUGGAGGAAGCGCGGUGGUCGAAGCGGACGGCGGGCAUCAUCUUGUGGAGAGCAGCCGGGAGUCUUACCUCCCGGAGAACUACCACUGUGUGGAGCUGGUCGACGUCGUCGGAAUCCAUUCCGAGGACGACAUGAGUGACGAGGGUUGCAGCUACUACCCCGAUGGCAUGUUUACGGAGCACCACCAGCAGGAGGAGGUGGAAGCUCAACUGGAUUGGUGUAUCUGGAACUAAGUACAUGGAUGAGAUAGCCUGGCUGCUGCAUGCAUGCAUGCAUGCUGCCGCUGCUGUUUAAAUGUCACUAGUCGAACAUUGUUGGAUGUGUACUACCUGUAUGAUGAGAUGUUUUUGGAUCGUAAGAAUAUGUACUUAAGAGGAAAAAGGCUAUGCAUGUUUGGGUUUAUUAUCCUAGUAAGUAAUGAACUCUGCUUGCUUCA
Molecule: messenger RNA, 1623 nt
Organism: Musa acuminata AAA Group (dessert banana)
Lineage: Eukaryota; Viridiplantae; Streptophyta; Magnoliopsida; Zingiberales; Musaceae
Product: homeobox-leucine zipper protein HOX16
Exons: 4
Coding region: 557-1420 (287 amino acids)
Biological process (GO): positive regulation of DNA-templated transcription
Cellular component (GO): nucleus
Molecular function (GO): sequence-specific DNA binding; DNA-binding transcription factor activity, RNA polymerase II-specific
Source: RefSeq, a predicted model, not a curated record